This is a messenger RNA of Strongyloides ratti, 330 nucleotides long. RefSeq lists its product as hypothetical. The record is from RefSeq and is a predicted model, not a curated record. NCBI's taxonomy places the organism in Eukaryota, Metazoa, Nematoda, Chromadorea, Rhabditida, Strongyloididae. The transcript is spliced from 2 exons. Bases 1 to 330 code for a protein of 109 amino acids.
AUGGCUCGAAUAAGUAGAAGCCAACGUAUCUUCACACUUUUAACGACUCUUCCAAGUCGUUUAUGGAAGAAGUAUCCUGAACAAAUGGUUGCAUAUUCCACACUUGGAGUUGCUUCUCUUUUAAUGGGUGGAUAUAGAUUGAAACAAUAUUUUGAUGGAAGAGAUGAAAAACCAUACUAUAGAGGUUAUUAUGAUGUUGUACGCCCUUCUGAUACUAUAGCACUUGAAUGGAGGGUCCCAACAGAUUAUCCUGCUCCAUAUUUAACAAACAGAGAAAAUGUAAAUUGGAAGACAACAGAUAAAGAUUAUGGAUACAAAGCUAAAAUUUAA